Tachyglossus aculeatus (Australian echidna) is the source of this 746-nucleotide messenger RNA. It is a transcript of the gene KCTD11, whose product is annotated as potassium channel tetramerization domain containing 11. The coding region runs from base 1 to 732 and encodes 243 amino acids. Gene Ontology annotation, biological process: protein homooligomerization; positive regulation of neuron differentiation. The transcript has a single exon. The record is from RefSeq and is a predicted model, not a curated record. Lineage: Eukaryota; Metazoa; Chordata; Mammalia; Monotremata; Tachyglossidae.
AUGCUGGGGUUGAUGUUCCGGGGCCGGGGCGGGGGUCCGGCCCCGCCCGCCCCCCGGGGCGGCUUCUUCAUCGACCGCGACGGGCAGGCCUUCCGCUACGUGCUGAACUUCCUGCGGCUGGGCCGGCUCGCCCUGCCCCGGGGCUACGGGGAGACGGCCCUGCUGCGGGCCGAGGCGGACUUCUACCGGAUCGGGCCGCUGCUGGACGCCCUGGCCGAGCUGGACGGCCCCGGGGCCCGGGAGGGCGCGGCCGCCCUGUGCCUGUUCGACCUGCAGGCCGCCCCGCGCCUGGUCCACUUCUCGGCCCGCCGCGGCCCGCACCACUACGACCUGGGCGCCGAGCUGCUGCACGUCUACACCGCCAACCUCUUCUGCACCGACCCGCUCUGCCUGGCCGAGCUCCGGGCCCGCUUCGGGGGAGGCGGGGGAGGAGGAGGAGGAGGAGGAGGAGGAGGAGGAGGAGGAGGAGGGGACCAGGCCGCCGCCCCCGGGGCCCCCCACCUCCGCCUGGAGUGGGCCCCCAGGCCCGAGGCCCUGCCCGCCGCCGAGUACCGGCGGCUGGGGCUGGGCCCGCUGCGGACCCAGCCCGACGGCAGGGAGGUCACCGGCAGGGCGGCCUUCCUGGAGGAGGUGCUGCAGGUCGCCCUGGGCCACGGCUUCCGCCUGGACUCCGUCUUCCCCGACCCCGAGGACCUGCUCAACUCGCGCUCCGUCCGGCUGGUCCGACAGUGAGCCCGGACGCCCGA